Molecule: messenger RNA, 3446 nt
Organism: Cercospora beticola
Lineage: Eukaryota; Fungi; Ascomycota; Dothideomycetes; Mycosphaerellales; Mycosphaerellaceae
Product: PSP1 family protein
Cellular component (GO): cytoplasm
Source: RefSeq, a predicted model, not a curated record
GACCGAACCGCGAAUCCCGAUCACGACGGUGGUCAUCAUCGCAAGACCGUCGCAAUUUCCUUCUCAGGACGGUAAAGCGCGUGAUCCUGGGAGCAGGCUUGACCCGGAUCGAGCAGCCACGCUUCCCCACACAACUCAACCACGCCAGGCUCAUCUCAGCGUGUGCUUCGCUGACUCUUGGUCAUCGCACGCGUGCCUCCACUCUCCCGGCAUCGCAUUGCGCAUUCUUCGGGCAGCAGGUUGCCAAUGUGAGGCUCCAUAGCUUUCGCAUCAGCCAAAUUAUACUGGUUCCUGGAGACAGAGAGCGAGCGGAUGCUGUAAGCAGGGCGUUGGGAAUGAUCAUAGACACAUACACGGCAUAGAAAGCACUUGACUUCCUCAUCAGAUAUGUAAUAGUAGCUCACAAUCUACCCUAUCAUCGCAAUUGUAGACAUAGAUUAGAGGCUGGACGAUUUAUACGAUACCCAGGAUUUCUUUCAGAUAAUUAUCUUCAUCUCUUUUGACCGGUUCCGCGUUUGAUAUUAUGAAUCCCGCACGUCGCGCUACUCCAGACUCCGAAGCGGUGGCGUCCUCCGAGGACGAGAAGCCGUGGCCUUCUUCGAUGUCUUUUGGCAAGUUUCCGCUGAAAGAGGGCGGCAUGCCCGGCCUUCCCGGCGGGAUAUGGUCGACCCGGAGUGGUAGCUUCAAGCUGUCGGACAAAGCGAAGCUGGACGCGAGAGCCAGCGUGCGCCUUGGUGCUGUGAAUCAAGUGCGCGGCACGCCGUCGCCGUCUGUGAGUGAGGGAGCGGGCGCUCUGCCUUUCGCGAUUCCGUUGCAGCCUACGCCGAAGACGGGUCGCUCGAUGUCGCAUUCGCAGGGCCAGCGCGAACCCUCUCAGAACGUCUCGGGCACGCAGCAGGGCAGUCAUGCGGCGCUGCCGCUGGGAUUGCUUGCGGAGGAGGAGGCAGAUACCGAGUCGGAAUCGGAGCUGGGAACGAGACUCACUCAUACAACAUCUCAUCCGCCGAUCGGAUCUCUGAUGCGAACCGCGACGCUCCCGCCGACGUUCGAUCACCCCCGCGGGUCCAGCAACGACAGCGACUACCAGGACAGUCAUUCCCCCCAGCCCGGCCUCCUCCGCGGGCAGACGUUCGGAGCAGCAUUUGCCAAUCUCUCGCUCGAUCACAAUGGCCGUCGUGCACAGUGGCAGAGCUCAUUGGGCUGGGAUGAUGUGCCCAACGUGAAUGAAUCACGCCGCCACUCGCUGGCAGAUAUCCCCACCCGCCGCGGCUCCCUCGCUGCUGGUGAGCCUUCGCUUCUAUCACGAACCUUCACACACGAUCCCCAAGAAAGCGACGAGUUCCAUCAACAACACAGCGAUUAUCAGGGGUACGCACUUGGCGCGGAAAACACUUCUAACAUGACUAGAGCGCCAGACGGCCAAAGCGCUUUCGACAUUCCAGCCAUGUACCGUGUGCCUCACGUGUCGCUUACCCAGACCGAGCGUCGCGACAUUGAGAUGAGACGUGAACAGCAGCCGAACAGUGCACCACAAUGGGGUCCCUCCGCCGGCCGUCCACGCAAGCAGCUUUACAUUGUGAGCUUCAAGUGCUCGCGCGUUGACGUCUUCUACCUGCUGGACAACACCGGCUUGACUGUUCGCGAAGGCGAUCUCGUCAUUGUGGAAGCCGACCGCGGUCAGGAUCUCGGCACUGUGCAGCAUGCCAAAGUCACGCCGGACGUGGCUCGCCUGUUGAAGAAGAAGUAUUCCGAAGAGCAAUACAAGUGGCUCAUGAUGUACUCGCGCAACAAGGAUGGCGGCUAUAACCCGAAUGCUCAGAUUCAGAAUGACAGCAGCGGCGGAGGCAUGAUGGGUUCCGCUUUCGCCAAUGAACUGCCAUCCAGCAUGCAGGGAGCCUUGCCUCGCGAUAACUUCAACAACCUCAAGCCGAAAGCGAUCAAGCGCCUGGCUAGUGACCACGAGAUCAAGAUGCUGGCUGAAAAAGAAGGCAAUGAGGCCAAGGCCAAGCGCACUUGUCAGCAGAAGGUUCAGCAUCUUCGUCUGCAGAUGGAGAUUCUCGAUGCAGAGUGGCAAUGGGACUUCCAAAAGCUGAUCUUCUACUACUACGCCGACCACUACAUCAACUUCAAAGAUCUGAUCACCGAGCUCUAUCGCAUCUACAAGACUCGCAUCUGGCUGUCUGCGAUCAACCCUGCUUCAUUCUCCCAGCACGCGAUGGGUCAGCCACCGAGUGGCAUUGGUCCAGGCGCCGUCGCUCCAUACAACCCAUACGCUACGAACCAGGGUUACACCAUGGCUUAUGGCGAAGACAGAGAUCCCUAUGGUGCCCAGAUGCCAUAUCGCAUUCCCUACGAAACCUACACGCCGAACUAUCCCGCGAUUCCUGGAGUCACAAACAGCUUCGCACCGCAACCCUUUGGCGAGCAGCCCAACUAUGCGUUCUAUGGUCAGCCACCACAGCAGUCACCAACCGGCCCUGGCUUGCAGCAGACUUUCUCGCCAAGUACCGGCGAGAUGUAUGCUGGUCCUGGUCAGCUCGUGAAUCGUGGUGGCCAGAACAACAACUUCUUCUACGAUGGCAAUCGCAACAUGGAGCAGCUUCUCGGCUCGGCGAAUGGGCUCGGCGCAGCUCCAGACAAUCAUGGAAUGCAAGGCAUGGGCGGUCGUGAAGGCUUUGGCCAAGCACCUGAUCAGCCAUUCUCGCGCCCAUUCCCAGGCAUGAUGGGUGCUGCUCCGCAGUCACCAAAUGACUACACCUCGCCACAGUCGAAGGUCCCGCAGCGAAAGCUGACACAGCCUCCGAUCGGCACGCGCCCGGUCUUUGGUAGCGCGGAUCCAUUCAGCUUUCCUCCACCGCAGCAACGUGCUGGCCCCGGUCAGGAGCAACCGCGCCUGGUGUUCGGACAGCAGCCAGCCCCAAACGAUAGUGCUGGUCCCGAUACCCGACUUGAAGGGCUUGCUGAUCUUGGAUCUGGCGGCAAAGAGCAAGACAAGAAGGCUGACAAGAUGACGGAGAAGAUGAACAAGGCAGACAUGAUGCUUCGUUUCCUCAACAACACCGAUGCUCCUGAAGACCCAUAGACUAUUGCCUAUGGGACUUCAAGACUGAUCACAACAUAUCAAAAGCGACAUCCCAUCAGCACGCCCAAGGCGUCUACGACACAAUCGACGACACCACUGCGAUCUACAAAAAGCCACAAAACAAUUGACGACUUGAAACUUGCCUUUUUCUCCUUGAUCUCUACCCUUACGACCACGACUGCGAUUGCUUGUGAUUAUUGGCAUUCUUCAUUGGAGCGAGGGAGAAGAGCAUAAGGAGGCGAUCUCCAGCGACACACCACAGAGGCGUUUACGAUGGGGUGGUCACGGUUCUGCAGCAAUGAGAUGACCAAUAAAAGAAUUUUUGGGGAAGUGUUUUUCUGCGGCUAUCACGACUUGGGCACAG